Vigna angularis (adzuki bean) is the source of this 2325-nucleotide messenger RNA. RefSeq lists its product as uncharacterized. The record is from RefSeq and is a predicted model, not a curated record. The coding region runs from base 1 to 2325 and encodes 774 amino acids. The transcript has a single exon. NCBI's taxonomy places the organism in Eukaryota, Viridiplantae, Streptophyta, Magnoliopsida, Fabales, Fabaceae.
AUGGAAAGCUGGGAAGAGUCACAAGAAUCCAUCAAAGCUGAAAUGAGUCAGUUGAAAGACCAGGUUGGACAAAUCUUGGUUGCUCUUGAAUCCCUGAAGGCUACUGGAGAGUCUUCAUCUACGCUGGUUGGCGGGAAUGCCCAUUUUUAUCCCCCAUUUUUCAAUGCUACGAGCCAAUCAAUUCCUUUCCCGUUGUAUGGAUUACCCUCAGGAUAUACUCCUCCCGUAGGAGAAUAUAUCGAAGGGGGGCAUGUGUCGUUUCCCAUCUCCACAGCUAUUGAUAUCCCACCAAUCACCACUCAUGGACCUACCUCUGUGUCAGCUCCCUUGGUAAGUACUCAAACGAAUGAACCGAUCACAGUUGAAGGAACAAGAAUGACUACGAUACCGCAUAUGAUUGUUAACCACGAUUCUUCAGCAAGAGCCGCAUCACAAACCGCGGCGCGUGCAGGAAUCGACAUCAGUAACGGUGCUAAAAACAGACUGGAGAUUCUGGAGGAAAAAAUGAGGGCUAUUGAAGGGAUGAAAAACUAUGGGUUCGGAAAUGUUGCAAGACUAAGUUUGGUUCCUGGAGUAAAAAUACCGUAUAAGUUCAAGGCGCCCGAAUUCGAGAAGUACAAGGGUGAUACAUGCCCUAAGAACCAUCUGGCCAUGUAUUGCAGAAAAAUGGCUGCGUACGCAUAUGACGACCAGUUACUCAUCCAUGUUUUCCAAGACAGUUUGGUUGGGGUAGCAUUAAACUGGUAUACCCACUUGGAGCCCUCUCGAAUCCAUUGUUGGGCAGAUCUAGCCGACGCCUUUGUAAAACGGUAUAUAUACAACACGCAUGUAGCACCGGACCGUCUACAAUUACAGAAUAUGGGAAAGAAAGACAAUGAAACCUUCAAGGAAUAUGCCCAACGGUGGAGAGAAUUGGCCACACAAGUGGAGCCACCUUUGUUUGAAAAAGAAAUGGUGGCAAUGUUCGUAAAUACGCUUCAGCCACCAUUUUAUGAAUAUAUGGUGGGGAAUGUGUCCGCCAAUUUCGCUGACGUCGUCAUAAUUGGCGAGAGGAUAGAGAUUGGGGUGAAGAGUGGGAAGAUUGCAGGCGGUCCAUCUACGAUGGAAAACUCUAAAAAGAAGCCUUCUUUCAAUCCAGGAAAGAAAAAAGAGGGAGAUGUGCAUGCAACAUUGGCAAUGCCUGUAUGGAGAGGUCAGGCUCCUAUUCACAAUUAUAAACCAUACCUGGGCCAGCCUCCAUAUUCAGCCAAUGCGGCUUUUGCUCAUCCAAUCAGGCCUCAACAACAACAAGGAUUCUACCAAUCACAACCCGUCACAAGUAAUGCUUGGAGGACUGGGCAAAGUGCAAAUCCAAAUCCGAAUGUAGGUCAAGGCGGUUAUCCGGAAAGAACCCAGGAAAGAAACUUUGUCCACUUCACCCCCAUCCCCAUGACUUACACUGAAUUAUUACCUCACCUCAUCAAAAGGGGUCUGGUUGCUAUAUGUCCAAUGAUACCCCUGCAGCCUCCAUACCCUAGGGGUUAUGAUGCGGAUGCCAAGUGUAGUUAUCAUGGGGAAGGCAUGGGUCACUCAACUGAGAGGUGUAUGGCCUUCAAACAUAAAGUGCAGGCCCUGAUUAACGCUGGGUGGCUAAAAUUCCAAGAAGAUAAACCUAGCAUUGAUACUAAUCCGUUAUCCGGACAUGGUAAUGCCUCGACAAAUGCCAUUGAAAUUAAGAAGCAUGAACUGAUAAGGGAUGCAAGUAAGAUCCGAAGUUCCAGAAGGUUUAUUUUCAAGAAAUUAUUAAAGUUGGGUUUUUUAAACGGGGAUUAUGAUUUGGAGAGAGCAUGUGGACUUCAUCCAUGCGCGGAGCACUCUAUCGAAGAAUGCGUUGAAUUCGAAAAGUUUCUACAAGAUCUGCUUGAUAGGAAUUUGAUGCAAGUGUGCUAUGAAGACAAGUACGAGGAGGUGUUUGCACAAACUGGUAUGGAGCCAGAUGUAACUUUGCCAGAGCCGUUGAUAAUCCGCUUCACUCGAACCACCCCUGCACCAGUAAUUCAAGGAAGAUCGCCCGUUGUCAUCCAUACACCAGUUCCUUUUCCUUACAAAAGUGAGAAAGCUGUCCCUUGGAGGUAUGAGACACAUGUAGUCGACGAAGGACAAUGCAUUGAAAGCCAUUUCUCUAGCCAGGAUCCAGUUGUUGAAAAUAUAUCAGGCAUCGGCGGAAUGACGAGGAGUGGUCGAAUCUUCACGCCACCAAAUUUGACGGGAAGAGGAGCUAGUAAUAAUGAAACACCAAUGGAUGCAAAUACUAAGGAGCAUUUAAAGGGGAAAGGGUGCAAGUAG